GUUUUAUUUAUUAUUUGUGUUCUGUGCUUUUUCUGCUCUUUCAUAUAAUUUUAAUUCUAUGGUUGCGUUUUUUGGUUGAACGAAGAGUUUCGAAGUUUGCUCAAAUUCUGUAAUUGUCUUUCUUGAUAACUGAAUAAAUAAAAUGUUGGAAAUAACAUGUAAUGACAGGCUCGGUAAAAAGGUUAGAGUGAAAUGUAACCCAGAUGACACAAUUGGAGAUUUGAAAAAAUUGAUAGCCGCACAAACUGGAACAAGAUGGGACAAAAUUGUCUUGAAAAAGUGGUACACAACAUUCAAAGACCACAUUCAAUUACAGGAUUAUGAAAUUCAUGAUGGAAUGAAUAUUGAAUUAUAUUAUCAAUAGAAACAGCAGUUUUUCGAAUCGUGGAUGUAUAUGGAAUUAUUAUUUGUGAUCAUUAUCAUACUAAGUAUUAAAUAUGUUAAGAAUAAACAAAUAACAAUGGG
This is a messenger RNA of Coccinella septempunctata (seven-spotted ladybird), 465 nucleotides long. RefSeq names its product ubiquitin-like protein 5 (gene ubl). NCBI's taxonomy places the organism in Eukaryota, Metazoa, Arthropoda, Insecta, Coleoptera, Coccinellidae. Gene Ontology annotation, biological process: mRNA splicing, via spliceosome; protein modification process. Gene Ontology annotation, molecular function: protein tag activity; protein binding. Bases 143 to 364 code for a protein of 73 amino acids. The transcript is spliced from 2 exons. The record is from RefSeq and is a predicted model, not a curated record. Gene Ontology annotation, cellular component: nucleus; cytoplasm.